This is a messenger RNA of Pneumocystis jirovecii RU7, 594 nucleotides long. RefSeq lists its product as uncharacterized. Gene Ontology annotation, molecular function: zinc ion binding; translation regulator activity; single-stranded RNA binding. Bases 1 to 594 code for a protein of 197 amino acids. Gene Ontology annotation, biological process: positive regulation of cytoplasmic translation. The transcript has 2 exons. The record is from RefSeq and is a predicted model, not a curated record. Gene Ontology annotation, cellular component: cytoplasm. Lineage: Eukaryota; Fungi; Ascomycota; Pneumocystomycetes; Pneumocystales; Pneumocystaceae.
AUGAUUAGGCGUGCAUGUUAUAAGUGUGGGGAUUUAGGGCAUUUUGCAGAUUCAUGUGCAAAAACAGACCGAUUAUGUUAUAAUUGUAAGCAACCGGGCCACGAAUCAAAUGCAUGUCCAUUUCCACGUACAGCGGAGAGAUUGCAAUGCUAUUAUUGCCAAAGCAUAGGCCAUAUCCAAGCAGACUGUCCAUCUUUUCGGAUCAACACAGCGGGCUCAAGCGGACGGUGUUAUAGCUGUGGAAUGACAGGACAUCUUGCACGAAGCUGUCAUGGUAUUCCAUCUGCUGGUACGCCAAUCCAUUUUUCAGCAGGAAGAAUGCAAGUAUGCUUUAAAUGUGGCGGACCCAAUCACUAUGCUCGAGAUUGUCAAGCACAAUCAGUGAAAUGCUAUGCCUGUGGAAAAUAUGGCCAUAUUUCUAGCAUUUGUGAAAACGGAUCACAGACAUCUAAAUCCUGUUACCGGUGUGGAAAUCUUGAACAUCUUGCUAAAGACUGUACUACUAUUCUUUCUACUAAUAACCACGCUCAAGAACUCGAGGACAAUCUACCUUCCUCCAAGAACCCUGUUGCACAGACAGCAUUAGUUUCAUGA